Arabidopsis thaliana (thale cress) is the source of this 369-nucleotide messenger RNA. RefSeq lists its product as uncharacterized. The coding region runs from base 1 to 369 and encodes 122 amino acids. The record is from RefSeq and is marked reviewed. The transcript is spliced from 2 exons. Lineage: Eukaryota; Viridiplantae; Streptophyta; Magnoliopsida; Brassicales; Brassicaceae.
AUGGCAGAAUGGUCGAGACCGGGUAUUGUUGGGAAGGAUAUGAACCUCCCUCUUAAUAUACGUUAUGGUUUGACUAGGUUUCAACAUAUACAUGUCUUCUCCAAGCAAACAAUGAACAUGAAGAGUGGUGCAACACUUUCUGUUGGCAGAUUUGACAAGUUGCCUCAAGUUCUUGUUGUCGAUCUAAAGCUAGAAAUAAAGGAUGCUCAUGACCUUGAUAUUGAAAGGGUUCAGAAACUGAGGCACACCGUAAGUCUAUUCUGUAAUAUCCAGCUUCAUAGACGUAGCCACAACUUUGACGAUAACAAGCAGAACACUGGAAGUAAUCUUUAUAGUAUUCUUGUUCGCCAGGGACAAUUUUUAGCGUAA